GCCACACGCGUUCGAGCCCAGAAAGUGCAGGAAAGCGUUGGUAUCUUGUGAUAAACAGAGAGAACGGAAGCGGGAAAUGGCAAUUCCCGUUUUAUGGGAUUCAAUUUUUCGGACUUAUCCAUUAUUUCAUUUCUCAAUUCGUAAUCUAUCGAAUAGAAAUUCAAUUCCUAGGAAGAAUAAGUGGCUUUGUUUGGCUUCACCACAACUGAACCCUGUCGGGUCAGAGGUUUCGUUUUGUGUUGGAACUCACCUCAUCCCGCAUCCUAACAAGAUUGAGAGAGGUGGGGAAGAUGCAUUCUUUGUGAGCAGGUAUAAUGGGGGAGUAAUUGCUGUUGCGGAUGGUGUAUCUGGUUGGGCUGAACAGAAUGUGGAUCCUUCAUUAUUCCCUCAGGAACUGAUGGCUAAUGCUUCAUGUCUAGUGGGGGAUGAGGAGGUUAACUAUGACCCCCAGAUUCUCUUAGGGAAAGCACAUGCUGCUACUUCCUCUAUAGGUUCAGCUACUGUAAUUGUUGCUAUGCUGGAGAGGAAUGGAAUGCUAAAGAUUGCAAAUGUUGGGGAUUGUGGACUAAGGGUUGUCCGCAGAGGUCAGAUAAUUUUUUCCACAUCUACUCAAGAACAUUAUUUUGAUUGUCCUUACCAAUUAAGCUCAGAAAUGGUUGGGCAGACAUACCUUGAUGCGAUGGUUAGCAAUAUGGAAUUAAUGGAGGGAGACACCAUCGUGAUGGGCUCAGAUGGUCUUUUUGACAACAUUUUUGACAGUGAGAUUGUUGCGACAAUUGCUAGACAUGAUUGUGUAACUGGGGCUGCAAAGGCAUUAGCCAACCUAGCAAGAAUUCAUUCAAUGGACUCAAAAUUUGAAUCUCCUUAUGCACUGGAAGCCAGAUCGAAGGGUUUUGAUGUUCCAUUGUGGAAGAAAAUACUCGGGAUGAAGCUUACAGGUGGAAAGUUGGAUGAUAUUACUGUGAUUGUUGGCCGGGUUGUAAGGUCAUGAAUAUAAGGUGGUUGAGAGUUUAUCCAAAUUAGUUCUGAUACCAUAAAUUCCCAGAAAGAUUUUGCAAAGCACUUUAUGCAUUCUUGGAGACAGCUUGAACUCUGUUUAGGAUCUAAGGUUGCAGUCUGAUUCCCUUCACCAUUCAAAUCAUUUGGGAUUUGAUAUAUAUAUAUAUAUGUAUGUACACUUACCUUGGGAAAGUAUGAGAGCUUGAAUUGCUUGAGACUUGAGAUAUGCGUAUCAUGUAUGAACGGAUCUCUUAUAGCACUAAUGUCAAACUGCAAAAUUGGCAUUUAAAGUUGAACCCGUACCUCAGUAAUUGAAUGAUUCUUUCAAAG
Messenger RNA from Manihot esculenta (cassava), 1329 nucleotides. Its product is annotated as probable protein phosphatase 2C 26. Lineage: Eukaryota; Viridiplantae; Streptophyta; Magnoliopsida; Malpighiales; Euphorbiaceae. The coding region runs from base 77 to 991 and encodes 304 amino acids. The record is from RefSeq and is a predicted model, not a curated record. The transcript is spliced from 12 exons.